AUGAACCGUAAGCCGGUUCUCCUCUCGCCCGCCAAGGAAUGGCGCGACCCAAUAUUCGCCGCGCCUUCACCAUCUCGUAAAGACACUGGGCCACUCACCACCCCUCGGCACCGAGAGCCGCCGCUCUCGCCAUUCCGCUCGCCAUUGAUGGGCUCCACAAACCCCGCAAUCCCCGCGGGAUCUCCGCUCGGGUCGCGCUCCCGCCGCGCCUUGGCCUCUCCGGUGCGUGACGUGCGCCAGGCGGACCGCGGGGACCACGGCGGCGGCGGGGGGAACAGCAAGCGGUUGGCGCAACUAUGCAUUCUCCGCACAGCGCAAGCGCAACUCAACUCCGCGAACCCCCUGCGCCCCCCGUCUUCCGCGCAGCCGUCCCCCAUUUUCUCCGCCGAGUCCCCCAGCUCUCUGCUGUGUCAGGCGGGAAGCGCGCUAUCGUCUUCCGCGCAGGCGCGCGCGUCCUUUGAGUCGGUUCAUGCGCCGUGCAGCGCGCCGAGCGGCCCCAUGUCCGCGCAAGACGGCGCAGCGGACAUGUUCGACCCUUUUCUCCUCCCCGCGCCCGCCUUUCCGCUCCGCGACCAACCCUCCUCCCCUCCGCCCCUACCGGUGGCGCAACCCGCGCAAGCGCCGUCGGCGGAAGACACGGGCGCAACUUCCGCGGACCGCGGAGAGAGGUGUGAGAUGGCGGUACAUCUCCAGCAUGCUGAUGUCGAUGCCACGGCAGCUGCUAUGGCGGCGGAAAUUGCGGAGAAGGAUGUGACAAUGGCGAGGGAUGAACGGAAUGGGGAGAAUUCGGGAAAGCAGGAGGGAAACGGAGUCGGGCGGAUUCGGAUGGUGGGCGAAAAUGGCGCGCAGAUGGGCGUAAUGCGGGCUGGGAAGGCGGCUCAGGCGGAGCCUUUCGGAACGCGCGCUGGCGCCGAGUGCGCAGAUCGUGAGAAUGUGGGGCGCAUUGACAGUCGAGGGAACUUGGGGGGGAAGCGGGGCGAGAAUUCGGGCGCGUGCAGCCGCGACGCGCAGAACGCGUCAGUUCGAAGCACGCUCAUGGAGCUGGCAGCCAAUAAGAAGCUGCCACAUGGCCCGCGCAAGGGCGAUCCAAUGUACGAGUGCAAGCGCUGCCCCUUGGCUUUUCCCGCCCGCUCCCCCCUGUCCCACUCCGCCGCGCUGACUCCCCCCGUGCACCUCCCCUCCCGCCUGCACAUCCCUGCUGCACUUACCGGUUUGACCCGCGGGGGGAAUGGGGGGUUGGGCAUGGGGAGGCUGGGGCUGGCGGCGCCUGGAAGCUGUGGUAGCAGCCCCCGAGGAGACUGUUCCUCCCUGUGGAGUCGGCAGCUUCAGCAGCAGUACGGGCAGCAGCAGCAGAACCAGCAGCAGCAGCAGCAGCAGCAGCAUCAUCAUCAACUGUUGGUGCAGCAAGUAAAGCUGCUACAGCAGCACCAGCAGCAGCACCUGAAUCAGUUCGGCGAGAGAAAGGGGCCGUACCGGCCGCAAUCGCAGGGCUACAAGGCGGGAAAUCAGCAACGGUCAUAUGAGAAGCCGUCGUACGGCGGGCAAGAGUACCCGCAGGCGAGUCAGUAUAAGCGGUCCGAUCAGCAAUCGCCGUCUCCGAGUCAGUUUUCCCAGUUCGACCAGCAGCCGUAUCAGUCUAGAUCGCCGGGCUCGUAUCAACGACGGGGCGAGCAGCAGCAGCAACAGCAGUACGGGCAGGAGGAGCCGAGCGAUGAGAUUAAGACUAUUGAAUGGCAAUCCGAUCUGUCGAAUUCCGUGAAUCUGAUUGGCAACUUGGCAGCGGACCCAGAGUAUCGGUUUCUCGACAGUGGCAAGUCCGUGGCGAGUGUGAAGCUGGCGGUGGGGUGGAAGAAGGCCAACGGGGAGAAGCACACUGACUGCGGGCGAGUGCACAUGGAAGAAGAGGAGUACUCGGACAGCAGUGGGGCGCCCCCUGUGUGGGUGGGUGGGUGGGCACCCAUCCUGGGAAGAAGAGAGAAGGAGGAGUUGGAAAGGAGAUUUUGGGGAGGGGGAGAAGGGAAAGAGAGACACUUAACACUCUGUCCCCCAUAUUCACGCCCAUCCGUCACCAUUCUGUCCCCCAUAUUCACGCCCAUCCGUCACCAUUCUGUCCCCCAUAUUCACGCCCAUCCGUCACCAUUCUGUCCCCCAUAUUCACGCCCAUCCGUCACCAUUCUGUCCCCCAUAUUCACGCCCAUCCGUCACCAUUCUGUCCCCCAUAUUCACGCCCAUCCGUCAUCAUUCUGUCCCCCAUAUUCACGCCCAUCCGUCACCAUUCUGUCCCCCAUAUUCACGCCCAUCCGUCACCAUUCUGUCCCCCAUAUUCACGCCCAUCCGUCACCAUUCUGUCCCCCAUAUUCACGCCCAUCCGUCACCAUUCUGUCCCCCAUAUUCACGCCCAUCCGUCACCAUUCUGUCCCCCAUAUUCACGCCCAUCCGUCACCAUUCUGUCCCCCAUAUUCACGCCCAUCCGUCACCAUUCUGUCCCCCAUAUUCACGCCCAUCCGUCACCAUUCUGUCCCCCAUAUUCACGCCCAUCCGUCACCAUUCUGUCCCCCAUAUUCACGCCCAUCCGUCACCAUUCUGUCCCCCAUAUUCACGCCCAUCCGUCACCAUUCUGUCCCCCAUAUUCACGCCCAUCCGUCACCAUUCUGUCCCCCAUAUUCACGCCCAUCCGUCACCAUUCUGUCCCCCAUAUUCACGCCCAUCCGUCACCAUUCUGUCCCCCAUAUUCACGCCCAUCCGUCACCAUUCUGUCCCCCAUAUUCACGCCCAUCCGUCACCAUUCUGUCCCCCAUAUUCACGCCCAUCCGUCACCAUUCUGUCCCCCAUAUUCACGCCCAUCCGUCACCAUUCUGUCCCCCAUAUUCACGCCCAUCCGUCACCAUUCUGUCCCCCAUAUUCACGCCCAUCCGCCACCAUUCUGUCCCCCAUAUUCACGCCCAUCCGUCACCAUUCUGUCCCCCAUAUUCACGCCCAUCCGUCAUCAUUCUGUCCCCCAUAUUCACGCCCAUCCGUCACCAUUCUGUCCCCCAUAUUCACGCCCAUCCGUCACCAUUCUGUCCCCCAUAUUCACGCCCAUCCGUCACCAUUCUGUCCCCCAUAUUCACGCCCAUCCGUCACCAUUCUGUCCCCCAUAUUCACGCCCAUCCGUCACCAUUCUGUCCCCCAUAUUCACGCCCAUCCGUCACCAUUCUGUCCCCCAUAUUCACGCCCAUCCGUCACCAUUCUGUCCCCCAUAUUCACGCCCAUCCGUCACCAUUCUGUCCCCCAUAUUCACGCCCAUCCGUCACCAUUCUGUCCCCCAUAUUCACGCCCAUCCGUCACCAUUCUGUCCCCCAUAUUCACGCCCAUCCGUCACCAUUCUGUCCCCCAUAUUCACGCCCAUCCGUCACCAUUCUGUCCCCCAUAUUCACGCCCAUCCGUCACCAUUCUGUCCCCCAUAUUCACGCCCAUCCGUCACCAUUCUGUCCCCCAUAUUCACGCCCAUCCGUCACCAUUCUGUCCCCCAUAUUCACGCCCAUCCGUCACCAUUCUGUCCCCCAUAUUCACGCCCAUCCGUCAUCAUUCUGUCCCCCAUAUUCACGCCCAUCCGUCACCAUUCUGUCCCCCAUAUUCACGCCCAUCCGUCACCAUUCUGUCCCCCAUAUUCACGCCCAUCCGUCACCAUUCUGUCCCCCAUAUUCACGCCCAUCCGUCACCAUUCUGUCCCCCAUAUUCACGCCCAUCCGUCACCAUUCUGUCCCCCAUAUUCACGCCCAUCCGUCACCAUUCUGUCCCCCAUAUUCACGCCCAUCCGUCACCAUUCUGUCCCCCAUAUUCACGCCCAUCCGUCACCAUUCUGUCCCCCAUAUUCACGCCCAUCCGUCACCAUUCUUUCCCCCAUAUUCACGCCCAUCCGUCACCAUUCUGUCCCCCAUAUUCACGCCCAUCCGUCACCAUUCUGUCCCCCAUAUUCACGCCCAUCCGUCACCAUUCUGUCCCCCAUAUUCACGCCCAUCCCUCCCCAUUCUGUCCCCCAUAUUCACGCCCAUCCCUCCCCAUUCUGUCCCCCAUAUUCACGCCCAUCUCUCCCCAUUCUGUCCCCCAUAUUCACGCCCAUCUCUCCCCAUUCUGUCCCCCAUACUCACCCACAUGCAUGCUCUGACAGCCGGGCAGGUGGAGGCAUUGUGGCGGGAUUUCUUUGACGAUCCAGUGCAAUUCUUUGACUACCGGGAGAUGAAGGUACAGCGUGGGUUGAAGGGUGCAGUUUGUGGGCAUGCUGUGUGUGGGGCUUGCUGUUGCACGCUUGCUGGUGGGGGUUGUCAAGGAGGGCAGGUGGAGACAUUGUGGCGUGAGUUCUUUGACGACCCUGUGCAAUUCUUUGAGUACCGGGAGAUGAAGCAACACAAUGAAGUACCACCCAAGUACCCGGAUUUCAAGAAGAUAGCUACAGGAGAGCCGCUGUGGGUGGAGAGCCGCGGCACCCCUCCCUGGGUGUACGAUUCCUUGCAGAAAUACGAUGAUGCCUUUGCUGCAGCACUGGCAGGCAUGCCGCUUAACGGGCAGGGGGGCGAGGAGGGUGGUGCUGGUGGGGAGCAGUUUGGGGAGAAUUACAAGGAAGAGUUUGGAGGAGGGGCGAUGGACGCCCCACUGGCUGGGAUGCCGCUUGACGGGCAGGGGGGCGAGGAGGGCGGUGCUGGUGGGGAGCAGUUUGGGGAGGAGUUUGGGGGAGGGGCGAUGGACGCUCGUGGGUUCUGA
This is a messenger RNA of Closterium sp. Naga37s-1, 4740 nucleotides long. NCBI's taxonomy places the organism in Eukaryota, Viridiplantae, Streptophyta, Zygnematophyceae, Desmidiales, Closteriaceae. The record is from the annotation of a GenBank genome assembly.